AUGUCGGGUGUGCACUACAAGUUCUCCUCCAAGCUGGGCUACGAUGUGGUCACUUUUCAUGGCCACAGCAUCUCCCUGGGUGACCUCAAGCGCCAGAUCAUGGCCCGUGAGAGGCUCAAGAUGGCCAACUGUGACCUGAAGAUCCUCAAAGCUGAGACCAGCGAGGAAUACUCCGAUGAUGCACAGAUCCCAAAGAACGUCUCAGUGAUCGUGAAGAGGGUGCCAGCUCGAGCUACGUGAGUAUCCAUGAAGCUCUGGAUUCCCUGGGAGGGAUGUCAGGGUGUGAACUUCUUUUCUGCAUAUGGGUUUGCAGAGGCACCUGGACUGCAUCUGGUCAAAGCUGCUGUUAUUUCCUUUUUCAUGGGUAGAUUUAAAUUUAUUUGCUCCAAAGCAGAUUCCCACUAGGUUUGUGGGGACAUGGGGUUCAAACUCCAACACUGGUAAAUCCUAUGGUGAUUCUUGGUUUUGUUC
Messenger RNA from Serinus canaria (Common canary), 471 nucleotides. Its product is annotated as E3 ubiquitin-protein ligase RBBP6-like. Lineage: Eukaryota; Metazoa; Chordata; Aves; Passeriformes; Fringillidae. Gene Ontology annotation, molecular function: zinc ion binding; ubiquitin protein ligase activity. Bases 1 to 240 code for a protein of 79 amino acids. Gene Ontology annotation, biological process: protein ubiquitination; mRNA processing; ubiquitin-dependent protein catabolic process. Gene Ontology annotation, cellular component: nucleus. The record is from RefSeq and is a predicted model, not a curated record. The transcript has 2 exons.